GUGGUUCGGUGGGCAUGGUGGGGUGGGUAGGCCUUGGACAUGGUGACCUUAGAGGUCUUUUCCAUCCUCACUGAUUCUGUAAAUUAUAGAAUGGCCCCAAACAUUUUAGGUGCACUGAAAGAGGGAACCAAGUGGCAUAGAAACGUGCUGCUGUGUUUGUUUUCCAGAAAGAGAAGUGUACAUCUGAUGGUUAUCAGUUUUACUCGGGCUGUCAGUCCUGUUCUCCAUGCCGUCACCGAGGCCGUGUUUUGGGCAGGUUCUGGUUUCGGUGUUGGCAUGUCAUCAUUGAGCAUGGGUCAGACAAAGAGUGGAGAUGGAGAAUGCAUUUCUGACCCUGUGAGUCGGGCUUUUCCAUGCACCGAGGCGCCGAGCUCUUCCGACAAAUGGCUCCUCUGGGACCCACGGAGCCGGCAUCGCUGCAGGCAGGCUGCUGGCUGCUAAGUGAUUAAAACGUGUCAAUUAGCAGAUGGUAAUUGUGCUCGUUAAGCUUGAUUUCACUGAGGUCUGAUGAACCUGGAGAUGCUGCUGUCUCAUUGACAGUGACUUCGUCUUUUUCUCUCUGGGCACAUUUGUUCUGUGCUGAGGUUAUACUCUGUAUUCCUGGUAAGGUGGAGGGAUGAGCACGGAGCCGGGAAGCUCACGUGAUUCUCAAGCAAAGAAUAUGAUGUGAGGAGGGAUGGAAACUGCAUGUUUUCAUUUCUGCUUGCAGCACUCAGGAGGACACAUGAGAGAGUUGUGGGGUAUUCAGGUGUUCCAGGAGUUCCUGAAUGCCAAAAGCCUACUUUGCAUGAGAUCAUUAAGAGGACUAGUUAGUAACAAGGGGAUAAAUGACAGUGAUUUCCUCACUCUGAUGGCCACAACCAGGGGUUGGCCAGCCAGAGCUGUGAUACCACAUCCAGGGGGAUGUAAGGAAACAUUAGAAUGGGAUGGCUUUUUGCAACACGCAGCCCUAUGGAUGUGACAUAGAUUUGACAUGAGGGCAGGGUGUAGUGGCAGCUGCUGGCAGUUGUCACCUCCAUUGGUGAAUUUGCUUGGGGUCCUCCUGCUAGGGGAGGUUCAGAUGGGAAAUAAGGAAAAAUCUCUCCAUUACGAGGCAGUCGGGUGCUGGAACAGGCUCCUGGCAAGGUGGUUGGUGCCAUGUGCUUGGCAGCCAGGCUCAGAGGGGCCCUUUCCAGCUGAGCUGGUCCAUCCUGAGAUCUUUCAGACCCAGUGCAUGCACUCAGAGCAUGGAAGGUGAACACCUGGCGUCUGCAUCUGCUGGUCACUGCGUGGAUCAUAGGAUCACAGAAUCACUGAGGUUGGAACAGACCUCCAAGAUCAUCACCCCAACCCAUGCCCACUGUGUUCACUGAGUGUGUCCCUCAGUGCCACGUCUCCAUGGUUCUUGACUGGGGCGAAGAGCUGCAGGACACAGCGCGGGGCAGAAGUAAUCCCUCCUGGGAAAGCUUUUCCGUGUCCCUCGGAGGACCUAUCACUUAAUUCCCAUGGGAAAAUGGAACAGAAGGGGGAGGUGGCUGUCGCUGCCUAUUGAAGCAGCUCAGCCUCUGAUUACGCCAAGGUCUGCUGAUUAAAGCUUUGCUCGUUAACUUAAUUUGCCCUGCUUCACUGACAGCUGAGCAGUGCGUGACGCAGCCAGUGUCAUUUCCAGCACCAACUUGGGGCGUUUGCAGUGAACCUGGAAGCUUGCAGCGUGCAAGCAGGUCGGACUUGGUGAUCCUUGUGGACCCCUUCCAGCUUGGGAUGUUCUGAGAUGCUGAGCAGGGAAGCUUUUCCAUCUCAAAUAUCCAUGGGUUGGGUUCUCCGCUCUUGUUUUGUUCUCAGGUUGGAUUUUUUUACUGGGUGCAGAGAUUUGGUUAGAGGGCCCUGGAAUCAUAAAAUCAGUAAGGUUGAAAAAGAACUCUCAGAUCAUCAAGUCCAUCUGUUGACCCAUCACCACUGUGCCCACUAACCACGUCCCCAGGUGCCACAUCUAUGUGUUCCUUCAAUCCUUUUUGUUGUUAUUUUAUGUUCCUGCCCUUCCUUUCUCCACCACCCCAUGAAGUUUCAAGCAACUUUCCAGCUCUCUCCCAAGUUGUCAUCCCUUAUUCUUGUGCCCAAGCAACGCAACGUUGUGGCUCAGAAUUGAAAUCUCUUCUUUUUUGUCCUAAAGCUGCUGUCAGAAGCAAGCAGGAGCACAGCAGAUGGCAGCGUACCAGUAUUAAAUGGUUCUGAGACUGUGGGCUGCUGCUGCUGGCGGCACAGUGCUUGGUGCAUGGGCAAAGGAUUCUGCCAGCAGAGAUGUUUGGCAUGUUCUCAAAGGAUUGGUCAGCCUGCCCAGGGCAAUGCAUAUAUGACAUGGGUUUAGGCUUGCAAGGGAAUGGCUAUAAUAAGAUUAUCAUCUUUUUUUUUUUUUUUUUUUCCCUUGUAGCAUUUCUCUUCUGGCUGAGCAUGUUUGCAGAGGGGCAGCUGGCAUGGGAUGUGCAGAGCUUUGCUGUGAGUCACAUGAGUCAAAUGACCAGGGGUCUCCCUGGCCUCUUAGGUCCCUUCCAACCCAACCAUUCUGAGACCUUCAAGGUCCCUUCCAACCCAACCAUUCUGAGACCUUCAAGGACCCUUCCAGCCCAACCAUUCUGAGACCUUCAAGGUCCCUUCCAACCCAGCCAUUCUGAGACCUUCAAGGUCCCUUCCAACCCAACCAUUCUGAGACCUUCAAGGUCCCUUCCAACCCAGCCAUACUGAGACCUUCAAGGACCCUUCCAACCCAGCCAUUCUGAGACCUUCAAGGACCCUUCCAACCCAGCCAUUCUGAGACCUUCAAGGUCCCUUCCAACCCAGCCAUUCUGAGACCUUCAAGGACCCUUCCAGCCCAACCAUUCUGAGACCUUCAAGGACCCUUCCAGCCCAACCAUUCUGAGACCUUCAAGGUCCCUUCCAACCCAGCCAUUCUGAGACCUUCAAGGUCCCUUCCAACCCAGCCAUUCUGAGACCUUCAAGGUCCCUUCCAACCCAGCCAUUCUGAGACCUUCAAGGUCCCUUCCAACCCAGCCAUUCUGAGACCUUCAAGGUCCCUUCCAACCCAGCCAUUCUGAGACCUUCAAGGUCCCUUCCAACCCAGCCAUUCUGAGACCUUCAAGGUCCCUUCCAACCCAGCCAUUCUGAGACCUUCAAGGUCCCUUCCAACCCAACCAUUCUGAGACCUUCAAGGUCCCUUCCAACCCAGCCAUACUGAGACCUUCAAGGACCCUUCCAACCCAGCCAUUCUGAGACCUUCAAGGACCCUUCCAACCCAGCCAUACUGAGACCUUCAAGGACCCUUCCAACCCAGCCAUUCUGAGACCUUCAAGGUCCCUUCCAACCCAACCAUUCUGAGACCUUCAAGGACCCUUCCAGCCCAACCAUUCUGAGACCUUCAAGGACCCUUCCAACCCAACCAUCCCAUGAUUCUAUGAUCUUUAAGGACCCUUCCAACAGAGGUUGAUUUUUUUAAUUCUGUGAUUGUUAAGGUCCCUUCCAACCCAUCCAUUCCAUGGCUCUCUGACUCUGGGAUUCUAGCAUUCCAUGACUGAAAUGAUGAUGUGGUCAGUUAAAGCCGGCGAAGGCUUGCUACAAUGCUGCCUUCCUCACUCUCCUGCCCUCCUCUCCAAGUUUAAUUUGAACAGAAAUAUACAACCCCAGUAAUUCUCUCAGCCAGUAUUCAAAUCUCGUGCAAGCUGCACUUCUGCCUUUUAAAGACACAAUUUCAAGCUGCAUGCUCCAUGGCAGAGCCAUGUGCCUUGUUCAAAGUACACUCCUUUCUCCUGGAGGAUCCUGCAGCUUUACCCAGCACUGAUGUUUUACUGCUCAAAGAGCUCCACAUCCCCGGAGUGCUGCAAACCUCACGGGGAAAAUCAGUUGUUUUAAAAAUAAAUUUUUCUCUGAUGAUAAAAUCUAGCAGUGGGAUCUCAUAAACAGCCUGAUUGGAUCAGAUCUGCAUCCGACGCAUUGCUGGAGUGCUGCUGGGUAUUGUAGAUAUCUGUACAUUCUGGGUAUUCCUUACUUCAAAAGAAGUAGUUAAAGAGAGCGGAAAAUAAUUUGCCUAAAUGACCUAAAGUGUUAUAUUUAAAUUUAUUCACAUUAUGUAUAUGGUUAUAACUAAAAAAUCCACACAGGACAUUUUCUUCAUGUCCUAACCGUGAGGGCAGUCAAACUCUGGAAUGGACCCUUAGCAGCGUGGGUGAGGUUUGAGAAACAUUUUGAUAAUGCCCUCAGGAAUGUGCUUUAACAUUUGGCUAUCCCUUUUGAGCAACUCUUCUAUUCCAUUCCAUUCUAUUCCAUGCUUCUCCAUUCUCCUCCUCCUCUUCCUGCUCUUCCUCCAUUCUUUUCCAUUCUCCUCCUCCAUUCUGCUCCAUUCCAGACAUGACACCAGCAGGUACAUGUGCCAUAGGAAGGUUUUUAUUGCCAUAAAGCCCCAGCCUUCAGUUUCUGCAAACACUUUAAGUUAAGUUGGUGGUUCAGGCAGUUGACAGGCACAGAAGUACUCCAGAACUGGGCUGUGUGGAAGGCAGAGGGUGGAACGCAGACAACGGUGGGGUAAGUUAAUGAGAAAAUGAGACUUGAGUUCAACUUGUAAGAGCUUAGUGGAUCCUUUAAAGACUCUGCAUCUGUUUUGGUGCUGACAGAAAGUCUUGAAUUGGGAGAAUUCAUCGUUUCCUGUCCUCUUGGGAAGGAGAUCUCUGAGCACCAGGAGCUGGGAGCAGCCCGACAUUAAUUAACUUGUCGAACUCACGCUUGCAAGUUAGCCUGAAGCUGGGCAGACCUCAAAUUCACUCAACUGUCCCUUGUUUUAUUCACAGCAGAAGGCUCAAAUGCUUUUUCCUCGGGCUCUCGCUCCCCCUCGUGACCAUGUGUGGCUUUUGCAGCCCAUCAUAUGCAUUAAACUCUCAUUAUCUUAAUUCUCCAAGCAGCCUAACGUGCUGCUGAGCGCAGCCUCAUCCCCACUCUUCUGGUGCCACAGUAGGGACUGAGCCAUUAAAUUUCCUCUGACUUUUCAGCAGAGGACCUGGUGUGUGAACUUCUACAUUUUUCUGCUUGUUCCAUUCAGACUUGCUGAUUCUCCUUCUCCAAUGAGACCUUCGCUCGUGUUUUUUGGUGACCAUGAAGACUUGAGCCGAUCCUCUUCUCUGCUCUGAAAUAUAUUGCGAAGAAAAAGAGUGUCCUUGGUUCCUUGAGCCUGGUGCCCAUCUCAUCUCUGUGAAUUGGGCUCUUUUAAAGCUUUUUCUGAACUUUUCUCGUCCCUUGAACCUAUGGCAGCCAAGCUACACAGUUUUUUUUCGUGUUUUGUUGUUGUUGUUGUUUUUGGUUUUUUUUGUCAGUGAAGGGUGUAGAAUAAAACAGCUCCAUUGGAAGGGACCCACAAAGAUCACUGAGUCCAACUGCCCGAGGUCCUCAGGGCUCACCAGUUCUAGGGACGUGGUGUAGUGAUGGGUCGAUGUUUGGGCAUGAUGAUCUUAGAGGUCUUUUCUAACCUUAAUGAUUCAGUGAUUCUGUGUCAUUGAGGGCAUUGGCCAAAUGCUUCUUGAACACUGAUGUGGGCAGGCUGGAAUGCAUGACCUGGUCUUGAUGCAGAUGUGCACAGGUUGACGGUCCUUGGUGCAAAUGACUGCAGGAUGAUGAUAUAGAUGUCCACCAGGACUGGGCCCCAUAUAGUCAGCUCACCCAACUAAGGCAAAAGACCCAUAUCCCAUUUGUUGACCCAUAUUCCUAAUUUGUUGACAGGGACAGCCAAGUGCCCUUGUUCCUUAUUUAAGUAUUUUGAAGGCUAAGAAGAGCAUGUCAAAGAUAACCUGGAGCGUCAGCAUGGUUUGUAAGUCAGCAGCUCUUCCUCCUAUGGUAACGGUGUUGGCAAACGAUGCGAGUGAGUUGCUGCAGUUCAUCUGGGAAUCCUGCAAGAACAAAUCCUGUAGGUUUGGAAAAUCUCAGCUGCUUGUCCCUUUGGGCUGCAGCAGUCAGGCUAUGUGCAUUUUUGCUGGUAAGGUAUUUGUGUGUUGCUUGGAGCUGAGGAUAAAAUAGCCCAAAGCAGUGCUGAACAGAGGCUGCUUUCACUCAGGAAGGAGGAGCGUGCCAGCGGGGCGAAAAUCUCACCCAAACCAAAUGAACUUUCCCCAGUUUCUGUUCAUUGAGGUGGUUCAGACAAAAUUCAUCUGCUUUGCAGGAAAAGAGGAGUGUGUAAGGUGUGUUAGCCCUGGAUUUUUCUGCCUGCUAGCAGCAGAGGGAGCUGCAGCCAUGGGAUUACAAAGUCUAUUUGCAACCAUAUUGAGUUUAAAUCCAGCAGUAGAGGCAUCUGGCUACCUGCAGCUGAAGAAAUGAGCUGGGCAAGGCACCCGGCAUGGGAUUGGGGGCAAAAAUGAGGAACCCAGCAAACUCCUGGAACUGGGCAUGGCACUGGCACUGAUGGAGCUGGGGAAUGGCAGAGCCUGCACCACUGCUUUCCAUAUGCCAGCAUGGAUGAUCCAGUUUGCUGACCAGAAGCAGGAGUUCAAUAAGCGCCCAACGAAAAUCGGCCGCCGCUCGCUGUCCCGCUCCAUCUCGCAGUCAUCGACGGACAGCUACAGCUCAGCUGCCUCCUACACCGACAGCUCUGAUGAUGAGACCUCCCCCCGGGACAAGCAGCAGAAGAACUCCAAAGGCAGCAGUGAUUUCUGUGUGAAAAACAUCAAACAGGCAGAAUUUGGGCGUCGAGAGAUUGAAAUUGCUGAGCAAGAAAUGCCCGCACUGAUGGCAUUGAGGAAGAGAGCUCAGGGAGAAAAGCCUCUGGCUGGUGCUAAGAUCGUGGGCUGCACACACAUCACAGCCCAGACAGCGGUCCUGAUGGAGACCCUGGGUGCGCUGGGAGCCCAGUGCAGGUGGGCUGCCUGCAACAUCUACUCCACCCUCAAUGAAGUGGCUGCUGCCCUCGCCGAGAGCGGAUUCCCCGUCUUUGCUUGGAAAGGAGAAUCUGAAGACGAUUUCUGGUGGUGCAUCGAUCGCUGCGUCAACGUGGAGGGGUGGCAGCCCAACAUGAUUUUGGAUGAUGGAGGAGAUCUCACUCAUUGGAUCUACAAGAAAUAUCCCAACAUGUUCAAGAAGAUCAAGGGGAUCGUAGAGGAGAGUGUCACUGGAGUGCACAGGCUCUACCAGUUGUCCAAAGCAGGGAAGCUCUGUGUCCCAGCUAUGAAUGUCAAUGAUUCAGUGACGAAGCAGAAGUUUGACAAUUUGUACUGCUGCAGAGAGUCCAUCUUGGAUGGCCUGAAGAGGACAACAGACAUGAUGUUUGGAGGGAAGCAGGUGGUGGUGUGUGGCUAUGGGGAGGUGGGCAAGGGCUGCUGUGCGGCGCUGAAGGCCAUGGGCUCCAUCGUCUAUGUGACUGAGAUCGAUCCCAUCUGUGCCCUGCAGGCCUGCAUGGAUGGUUUCCGGCUCGUAAAACUCAAUGAAGUCAUCAGACAGGUGGACAUUGUCAUCACCUGCACAGGCAACAAGAAUGUGGUGACCAGGGAGCACCUGGACCGGAUGAAGAACAGCUGCAUCGUCUGCAACAUGGGGCACUCCAACACCGAGAUUGAUGUGGCAAGCCUGCGCACACCCGAGCUGACCUGGGAGCGGGUGAGGUCCCAGGUGGACCACGUCAUCUGGCCAGAUGGGAAGCGAAUAGUGCUGCUGGCGGAGGGCCGCCUACUGAACCUGAGCUGCUCCACAGUGCCCACCUUCGUGCUGUCCAUCACUGCCACCACGCAGGCUUUGGCUCUGAUAGAGCUGUACAACGCUCCCGAGGGCCGCUACAAGCAAGAUGUGUACCUGCUGCCUAAGAAAAUGGAUGAGUAUGUGGCGAGCCUCCACCUCCCGACAUUCGACGCGCACCUGACAGAGCUCACGGACGAACAGGCCAAGUACCUGGGGCUGAACAAGAACGGGCCCUUCAAACCCAACUACUACAGGUAUUAAGUUCCUGCCGCUGUAGCCACGAGGAACAGAACCCAAAUCCUUUCUCAACUACUGUACAGGAUGAAGCAGCGCAAGCUUGCUACGCUCGAGCCGGGCUUGCUCUCGUAGUAGACCGUGUGUUAGGUUAUUUAUUUAUUGAAUUAGAGUUCUGUGCGCGGCUCUGCCUCGUGUUCGUGCUGCCGCGGACUGGGAGACGCUCCGUUUCUUCCCCUUCGUUUCGUUUCUCUCUUUUCUGGUCGUUCCCAUUCGGGGCUGUGUGAGGAUGAGGGCGAGGAAGGAGCUGAUGGGGUGGGGACUCCCCGGCGCUGCGCUGCUGCUCCGUUCCCAGUGCCAAUCUUUGCCGUGAACCAAAGUUUCCUUCCUGCUGCUCACGCUGCUCCGAAUCACGGCCGGAGCGCAACGGCUGACGGCACCCACGUGAGGUCCUCUGCAGCCUCAGGGGGAACACGCAGAGCCUGAUCUCCCGGUGACAUUCCUCCAUCAGAUCCAUCCGACCCCCUCUGGGCGGAGGAGCCGCCUGCACCACCCCGUCGGUGCGGAGUUGGGAACUGCCAUAAUUCCGCAGUGCUGAACCGCGACGCGUUGGAGCCGAUGGAGGUUGGCCAACUGUUGGCCACAACGCAGAGCUCCAGGGUGGCAUCCCGGCUCUCCACGUCCCGUAGGCACCGCUCGAUCCGAGCACCUUCCUGAAGAGCCCUUUGGCUGCCUCUGGUCGCUGCCCGCCGCGGAUCCUCGCGGUGUCCUCAACGUCGCUCACGCACAAUAGAGGAGGAACUGUGGAAGUGCGGCCCCGCGGCCACAUCCUGCAGCAAACGGUUCUGCCUACUCCAGAACUGCGCCCGGAUAGGAGAUUUUGGGAAGAGUCCACGGAGCUGUUGGAGGUUUUAUUCAGGGGGCAGCACUGGGCUGAGCGUCCCUACACUGAGCAUUCGUACGUUGAGCGUUCCUAACGCUGAGCUUCCCAACGCUGAGCAUCCAUCCCUACAUGGAUCAGUUUCCCAAUGCUGAGUAUCUACACGUUGAGCACCCCAAAAUGGAGCUCAGCACCCCAAAAUGGAGUUCAACAACUCAAUGUGGAGCCCAGCACCCCAACAGUGAGCUCAACACCCCAGCGUGGAGCUCAGCACCCAACUUGGAGCUCAGCACCCAACUUGGAGCUCUGGACCUCAGCAUGGAGCUCAGCACCCAACAUGGAGCUCAGCACCCAACAUGGAGCUCAGCACCCAACUUGGAGCUCUGGACCUCAGCAUGAAGCUCAGCACCCAACAUGGAGCUCUGGACCCCCACAUGGAGCUCAGCACCCAACGUAGAGCUCAGCACCCCACACUGAGCUCAUCACUGCCCCAGGAUCAUCUCUCCCGGCAGCUGUGCCGAUUUCUAAGCCCCGAUUUAUCUUCAUUUAUCUUCCAGGUGAUAGGACAAAAAAAUAACAAUAAAAAAAGACCCCCCAAAUGGCCCCACCUUUUCACACCUCUAUUUUUAAAGUUCUUCUCCGUGUCAUUCUGCUUCUCCUGUCAGCUUUUCCGCUUGCUUGGCUUUUCCUAAUCAAUCUGGAAUUAUAAUAUUCUGUGAUCAUCUCUAAAUUAAAACGUGUUAAUUUUUUUUUCUUCUUCUUCUUCUUUUUUUUUUUUUUAAUGUAACACAUUUUUAAAGAAUUAGGAAAAGGAGAUUUAGGUAACACCAGCAAAAUCGCAUAAGGAGAAUAAAUCAGUUCUGAUCUUUAGAAACAAAUGAGACAAAACCCAUCGUCGUCAGCUGCAGAGAGGGCAGCAAAACUUGGAGAACAUUUUCAAAAGGGUGUUUUAAUUAUUGAUGUCUGAGUGAUUGUAUUAGAGCAGCAAUAAAGACUCUGUAAUCUCAAAACAGAAAUAAAACAUUGGAAAACC
Molecule: messenger RNA, 9821 nt
Organism: Gallus gallus (chicken)
Lineage: Eukaryota; Metazoa; Chordata; Aves; Galliformes; Phasianidae
Gene: AHCYL2
Product: adenosylhomocysteinase like 2
Exons: 18
Coding region: 6394-7935 (513 amino acids)
Biological process (GO): L-methionine cycle
Cellular component (GO): cytosol
Source: RefSeq, a predicted model, not a curated record